This is a messenger RNA of Gasterosteus aculeatus aculeatus (three-spined stickleback), 2939 nucleotides long. It is a transcript of the gene zfp64, whose product is annotated as zinc finger protein 64 homolog (mouse). The record is from RefSeq and is a predicted model, not a curated record. Lineage: Eukaryota; Metazoa; Chordata; Actinopteri; Perciformes; Gasterosteidae. Gene Ontology annotation, molecular function: RNA polymerase II cis-regulatory region sequence-specific DNA binding; DNA-binding transcription factor activity, RNA polymerase II-specific. Gene Ontology annotation, cellular component: nucleus. Gene Ontology annotation, biological process: positive regulation of transcription by RNA polymerase II.
UCGUAAACCCCCUGUAACAUGUCGUAAACCCGCCGUGUGUCUGUUGUCGGCAAAGUAAACGGUUGUUCCCUUUAAAAUUUGAAACGAGCGUUUAUUUCUUGACAAAAACUAUGAUAAUAGUUGAGCUGUCCGUGUCUCCGCGCGAUCCAGUACAGUUAAACAACAGGGUGGACAUUGUGUCGGCUUUGAGGAGCCAGAAGAUGAGCUGAUCUGCAUCAAAACAAGCUCGAAAAUGGCAACUUACAACGCUGAAGGACAUUCCGCGUUGGUGGAGAUGAGUCCAGACAUCCACAUCUGUGGCUUCUGCAAGCAGCAGUAUAAUAAUUAUGAGGUCUUUAUCGCCCACAAGCGAAAUGGAUGCUCGUUGCCAACCUCUGACCCCGCAGAGGCUGCAACAACCGCACUCACAGAUUCCACCACCGAGUUUGUUUUCGAGGAAACCUACCAGACUUGCGUCACCAGAGGCGUUAAAAAGAUCCUGAGCAAAGGCCAGAAAACGCCCUCCAAAAAAUUAAAACCAUCCCUGACUUCAAAGAGACACAGCUGCUGUUUCUCAGGUUGCACCUUCAAGACGCAGUACGGCCAAAAAGACAUGGAGAGGCAUCUCAAAACCCACACCGGCGAGAAGCCGUUUGAAUGUGAGCUGUGCCACAAGCGCUUCAGUCGGCGGGACAAGCUGAACAUGCACAGCCGCUCGCACACGGGCGAGAAGCCGCACAAGUGCAAGCACUGCGCCUACGCGGCGGCAGACAGCAGCAGCUUGAAGAAGCACCUGCGUAUCCACUACGACGAGCGGCCUUUUAAGUGCCAGAUCUGCCCUUACGCCAGCCGCAACUCCAGCCAGCUCACCGUGCACCUCCGCUCACACACCGGGGACGCUCCUUUCCAGUGCCAACAGUGCGAUGCCAAGUUCAAAAUCAACUCCGACCUGAAGCGGCACAUCCGGAUUCACUCGGGCGAAAAACCCUACAAGUGUAACUUUUGCGAGUACCGCUGCGCCAUGAAGGGCAACCUGAAAUCUCACGUUCAGAUAAAGCACGGCGCCGAGAACUCCUUCCGCUGCGCGCGCUGCGACUUCCAGUGCGCCAGCAAGACGGCGCUGCGGCUGCACUCGCGGGAGCACGAGCCCGCUCAGCCCGUCCAGUGUCCCAAGUGCACCUACUCCUGCGCCAGCAAGGGUGCGCUCCGAGUCCACGAGAGGAUCCACUCGGAGGAUCGCCCCUUCAAAUGCGACUCCUGCAACUUCGCCUCGAAGCAGCGCAGCAACCUGGUCAUCCACAAAAGGAAGUGCCACUCGGACAACCCGGAGAGGGGCGGCGGCACCAAGGGGGCCAGGGGCGGAGGAAAAAGCGGGGGUGGGGACUCCCCGAAGCCCGCGGCCUCCAGGUAUCGGGCCAAACUGGAAGCGGCCCGAGCGUUCUGCUGUGACUCGUGCGACGCCUCCUUCGUGCGGGAGGACUCCCUGCGGAGCCACAAGAAGCAGCAUCGAGACGCCCAGAACGUGGUGCAGCUCCACCUCUCCGGCCCGCCGGACAUCAACUUGCUUCCGGUCACGUCGUCGCAGGGCGACGGCCGGCUCGAGGUUCCCGUCCCGUCCGACUCGAUGGCUCCCUACGGCAGCGCGCAGCUCAAAAUCAUCGUGUCUCACCCUCUGGGCCGGGAGCACCCCUUAAAUCCAGCCGGCGUGGACGGUCCGCACAAGACCAGCGUGGUCCUGCUCAGCCCGCAGAGCCAGGACAUGGUGGUCAACUCCAUGAUCCAGCAGGUGAACCUGCUGGCGCCCAUGCAACACCUGGGAUCGCCCCAGACGGCGGAAGCCACCCUGGAGACCCAGACGGUCCUGCUGACGCAGCUGGGCCCCGGCGACGCCAUCAACCCGCUCCACCAGGCGCUGCUGCACACCGCCAUGACCGCCGAGGAUCCCAGCAGCGGCACGCAGACCUUCAUCACCACGUGCUCCGAGCUGGAGGGCCUCAACGCCCUGAUCCAGCAGGGGGGCACAGAGGUCACGGUGGUGACGGAGGGGAACGCGGCCAUGGCGGGGGCGAAUUCCGCCGACGGGUCAAAGCUGGCGGGGGCCUUGGCGAGUGGGGAGCGAGCGUUGCUGGGGCCAAACGUCGGCCUUUGCGGCCAGAAUGUGGUCAUCCACGGUGUCCCACUGCUGGUGUCCACUCAGCCACAGCAGACUUUAGAGCAGCUCUCCCCUCACACACUGUACUCGGAGACGCACACACUGGAAGACGUCCCACAAUGAGCGGAAAGGGCUCGCUGUGUUUUUUUCCGUCGUAACUGCAUCAUAAGCUAUUUCUUUGCCAGUAUGAAGUCUUAAGCUCUAAAGGUCACGUGUGUACGGCCCUUUUUAGGCCGUUAACACUAUCGAUUUGGUUCUAUCAAUUGAAUCAUUCACCACUGAACUGACAGUGGUGUUCACUUUGGAGAAGUAAUAGUUUUCACCUUAGAAUAAUGAUGUGUGUUGUGAUCAUUAGGACGUCAUUUCGCAUGCGGUUUGUGCAAGGGUUAUUUUUGGAGGCCUCAAAAUAAAAAUGCGAAUUAAGAUUAAUAGGAUGAAUCAAUUUAAAGGUUUAUUUUUCCGCCAAGAGCAGCAAAAAAAUGAUCAAAUGAAUAAUAAAGCCUAAAAAUGGACACAAAUUGUCGAAACGUCUUUUUGCGAUGGAUUUGCUCAUAUUUUCCAAUAGGUGGCAGCAGAGCGAUACAAGUGGCGGCUGAAGUUCAUUCAAAGCAUUGCAGCGUUGAAUUAUUAAUAAAACAUCCUAUAUGUAUAGAUAUUUUUUUAUUGAAAUGAAGCAUUUUCAUCAUUCCAGGAUGCAGAUGUUUUUUUUCAUUUGUUGUAGAACACAUUGCCUCCCAAGCAGUUAUGUUUCUAAAAGCCAAGUUGCUCUCGCAAUAGAUUUUUCAAUAAAGUGCCAGUCUUGCUCGCC